AUGGCUGCCACUAACUACGAAGCAGCCAUCGCGCUCAUCGACGAAGCACACGCCCACGAUCCCAAAAUCUCCAUUGUCGAUGGCAAAGAUGUUCCCUAUGAACUCCACUACGCGCGAAAAAUGACACAUUACCUCUCCCUUCGCGCACCAGAUGCCUCUCCUGUUCUGAAAGUUGCCAUCCGCGCACAACACUUCCGUCGAUGGGAGAUACUCCGCGGCUCUUACCCCAUGACGAAAGCCGGAUAUUUGAGCUGGCGUACGUUCUUGAAGAAGCGACAGGCAGAGCUGGCGGUGGCGAUAUGUAUGGGGUGCAAUUUUACGACCGAGGAGGCGGACGAGGUUGCGAAGUUGAUACGGAAGGAGGAUUUGAGGAACAACGAGGAAACACAAAUACUCGAGGAUGUGGCGUGCUUGGUCUUUUUAGAUGAUCAGUUCGAAGCAUUUGAGAAGGAGCAUGACGAGAGCAAGAUUAUCAUGAUACUACGGAAGACUUGGGGAAAGAUGAGCGAGAAGGGUCAUGAAUUAGCUCUGCAAAUUCCCAUGUCCCAGUCAAGCAAAGAAUUAGUUCGGAAGGCGCUAGCUGAAUAA
This is a messenger RNA of Hymenoscyphus albidus, 588 nucleotides long. The record is from the annotation of a GenBank genome assembly. NCBI's taxonomy places the organism in Eukaryota, Fungi, Ascomycota, Leotiomycetes, Helotiales, Helotiaceae.